AUGAAUUAUAUUGAUUAAGGCUCGGCUCUUUCAAGAAAAGUUCCCAAUCGAAAAUUGUCCAAGAAGAAUUCUUUGUUUUAUUAAGUAUUGAAGUUAUGUGAGCAUUUCUAGCAAUCAGUUUUUGAGAAUGAGGAAUUUAUGUAAAAGUAUGAAAAGAAUGUCGAUCAAUUAAUCACAGUGAUUGAAGAGCCAGAAUUGAAAGAAGUGAUCCAAAAUAGAAAUGAGAAGUUUUUCUAAGUUUUGGAGCAAAUAAUCAAAGUGGAAUCAUCAAUUAAGGAGUUUGCCAAAGGGUAAUCCAAGAUGUUAAUUUAGGUAUUAAAAGUAUGGAUUUAUUGUAUCUGAUACAGGAAUAACUUAUAGAGAAUGGGCACCAAAUGCAAAAGAAUUAAAAUUGAAUGAAUUUGGCUGCACCACUGACAAUGGAGGAAAUUGGGAAGUAUUUAUACCAAAGGAUGAUGAUGAUAAUCAUCAAAUCUAACAUGGAAGUACUCUGAUCACCUAUUGUGACUAACUCGAAAGAGCUUCAGUAUGGAGUAGUGUUAAGCAGGGAGAGUAAGCAAUAUUUUGGAAUCCAGACAACAAGUACGAAUUUCAAUAAUAACAAUUGCAACAAAAGCAACAAAGCAAAGGGUUGAAGGUCAUCAAGUAGAAGGCAACGGAAUUGUAAGGAGUGAAUGGAUACAAUACAAUAAUGAUUACACAAUAAUUACUAAUGUAAGUGGAUGUAAAUUAAAUAACACCAGAUGACUUGAAAAGAAACAUAGACACUCUUCAUCAAAAGGGUUAUUCUGUCAUAAUGGAGAUUGAUCAUGAAUAGAUAGGAAAAUACUUGAAUAAUUGGGAUGGAACUGGAUAUCAAUACUUAAGAGAGGGAGUAGAGCAGUUGGAUUAUGGAAAAUGGGAAGUCUUGAGAUUAUUGUUGUCAAACAUAUCUUUUUGGAUCACUGAAUAUCAAAUAGAUGGAUUUAAAUUUACUAAUAUAGAAAUAUAGGAUGACAUUGAUGCAACAGUCUACUUGAUGCUUGCAAAUGAUCUCAUUCAUGACUUGCUACCCAACGGCAUUAGCAUAAUCUAAGACUUGGAUUAUCCAGUUCUCUGUAGAACAAUCAAAGAGGGAGGUUUGGGUUUUGAUUUUCGACUAUCUAAGUUACAACAUAAAUAAUACUAACCAAAGACACUGUUUGAAAAUACUGGGACAUAUACUUAAGCUCAAAUAUUAAAUGCACUUGUGAUUGGUUCAGUAAGAAUUUCAUUAAUUGUAGGGAUUGAUAUAAGAGAUUGCGGAUGAUAAAUUUGUAUAAUUUGAACAAUAAUUUGGGUGGUUGCAUGAUGAAUUUGCAGAAGUCAAUUAAGUAGAUUUUGUGUUGCAAGUUAAAAGGGGCAAAUUUACAUUUUUGAUAAAUCAUACAAAUGAAGUACAAUUAAUUAUAUGAGAUAGAACAGAGAAAUUGAAUUGAAUUUAAAGAUAAACAAGAUUUUAAACAAGGAGGAUCAAAAGUGGGAAUAGUUGGAUGAAAAUACCAUAAAAUUAACAAUUGAGUCAGAAUAGGGAUUGAUAAUUGAGUGA
Molecule: messenger RNA, 1567 nt
Organism: Paramecium octaurelia
Lineage: Eukaryota; Ciliophora; Oligohymenophorea; Peniculida; Parameciidae
Source: the annotation of a GenBank genome assembly